Messenger RNA from Penicillium brevicompactum, 2055 nucleotides. RefSeq names its product protein kinase IKS1. Lineage: Eukaryota; Fungi; Ascomycota; Eurotiomycetes; Eurotiales; Aspergillaceae. The transcript is spliced from 2 exons. The record is from RefSeq and is a predicted model, not a curated record. Gene Ontology annotation, biological process: protein phosphorylation. Gene Ontology annotation, molecular function: ATP binding; protein kinase activity. The coding region runs from base 1 to 2055 and encodes 684 amino acids.
AUGCCCGCAAACAUGUCGAUGGUCCCCUAUAACGGGGGCAAUCAUGUUGUUUUGCGACACAAUGACUCUGUGGUUGUCUUCGAUCACGACUCCCAGCAGCUCGUUCUCCGCAACACGUCAGAUACCGACCAUGGAGAUAUGGAGCUCACUAACUGUCCGCUCUGCCAUCGCCCCAUGAAUGAAAAUAGCAGGGGACCACAACGGCAGAAUGAGGAACCCGAGGGCGAAUUCGUCAACCCAAAUUACUUUCGCAUGCUCAACAACAGCCUUCCCAGCUCGGCAAGCUCAUCAACUCCCCCAUCUCCACGCCGCCGUCUGGUUCAACCCGCACUACCUGGCGGGCCAACAUAUGAGCCGUCUCCUCAACCUACCUCCGCGCCACAAGGUAUCUCGUCUGCUGCGUUCAGCCCGGAUUACUUCAAGAGGUUUUUUGUGGAAGAGCGUGUUCUGGGAAAAGGUGGGAAGGGUGUGGUGCUACUAGUGAAACACGUGCUGGACAGUGUGUCACUGGGCCAUUACGCCUGUAAGCGUGUGCCCGUUGGCGAUGAUCAUGAGUGGUUGGAGAAGGUUUUGGGAGAAGUGCAACUUUUGCAACACCUCUCGCAUCAGAACCUAGUCUCGUAUCGCCAUGUUUGGCUUGAAAACGCAAAGAUUAGCACAUUUGGUCCCAGUGUGGCCUGUGCAUUUAUUUUGCAACAAUACUGCAAUGCAGGCGAUCUGAACGACUAUAUCUGCGGCACCGUCCAAACAUCAACCACCGCGCAGCAGUUAAAGGAUCGCCUUCGCCGAAAGUCGAAGGGCGAACCGGAGCCACAGUCCAAUCUGGGAGGACCUCGCAAACUUCAACUUGAUGAGAUUUACUCCUUUUUCCGAGAUAUCACCUCCGGGCUGCGCUACCUGCAUGCAAAUGGAUACAUUCACCGUGAUCUGAAGCCACACAACUGCCUUCUUCAUGAAACGGGUGAUGGAAUCAGGGUACUUGUCAGUGAUUUCGGUGAAGUGCAGCAACAAAAUGCGAUGCGCAAAUCCACAGGGGCGACUGGAACCCUCUCAUAUUGCGCGCCUGAAGUUCUCCGACAAGAGUAUCCCGAUGGGCCUUUCGGAAAUUUCACUUUCAAGUCAGAUAUCUUUUCCCUGGGGAUGAUCCUCUACUUCCUGUGUUUUGCGGCUCUCCCAUACGCCAACGCCGACAUUUUAAACGAAGAAAAAGAAGAUCUGGACCAGCUUCGUGCUGAAAUCACCAGCUGGGCUGGGUUCGACCAUGCACGAACCAUUCGUCCCGACCUCCCCGAGAAGUUAUACCGAUUCUUGGAGCGAUUGCUUUUCGUUGACCCCGCCCGACGGCCAUCUGCCGAAGAAGUGUUGAACGGAAUACAAGUCGGAGCAAAUGCCAAUGACAACUUCCGGUUCCGAAAACCCAGCACGAGCUCAACAAGUACGGAAAUCCCCGGUGCUCGAAUUCAAAGUCUGGACAAACCACGGACAUCUUCAGAGCGAACUCUUUCGCCUAUAAAAAAGAAUCCAAGGAAUGCAACGUCUUUCCGGCGGGACUCAAUGUUUGACCCAAGUCAAUUUAGAGGCAGCACCGCACCUGUUCCUGAUGCCGCUGAAAGUUCUCUCAGCUCAAGUCCAGAUCGAGACAUCGUCAUCCGGCACCGGCAUUCUACCUCUUCUCCCAUUUCUUCUAAUGACUUGCAUGAAAAAACUCCGUCGCCGCUCUCUCAACCUCAGCCUAUUCCUCAACAUCAUCUCUUGCCUCCGCCCCCAAGCCGCUUUCCCAGGCUCCACGCUUUGGUUUCUUUUGCUUCUUCUUCACCUGUUGUACAGAUCGUUUUUUUCCUUACCAAGGUUGCCUCACUUCUCCACCCCUGCUCGCCGCUGGCCGUGAAUCCUUGGAUUCUUUACCCUCUUCUCCUCUCCGCAGCAUUGACUUUGAAGGCGCGCAGCGUUCGAGUACAGUCUCUUGCUGUCUUGAUCCACCUGCUAGUCGUCGGACUCGGAUUCCGCCUGGGUGGUCUCUGCGUUUGGCACAUACGUCCAGAGGAUGAAAUAUAA